Molecule: messenger RNA, 2091 nt
Organism: Scomber japonicus (chub mackerel)
Lineage: Eukaryota; Metazoa; Chordata; Actinopteri; Scombriformes; Scombridae
Product: serine/threonine-protein kinase PAK 6
Exons: 8
Coding region: 1-2091 (696 amino acids)
Biological process (GO): protein phosphorylation; G protein-coupled receptor signaling pathway; regulation of MAPK cascade
Cellular component (GO): cytoplasm
Molecular function (GO): protein serine/threonine kinase activity; ATP binding
Source: RefSeq, a predicted model, not a curated record
AUGUUUCGCAAGAAGAAAAAGAAGAGGCCUGAGAUAUCAGCGCCCAAGAACUUUGAGCACCGUGUCCACACCUCGUUUGAUGCCAAACGUGGCUGCUUUGUGGGCCUGCCGACCCAAUGGCAAAGCCUCAUAGAGAACCUGCGCAGGCCCAGACCCAUGGUAGACCCCUCCAGGAUCACAGAGGUGGAACUGAGGCCAAAGAAGACUAUUGUACGUGGGAGCAUGAUCGGUCACGGAGACUACAUCGCAGCCAUGAUCAAUGACAUGAGCCGCCUGUCUGUGACCAGUUCCAACUCUUUGAGAAAGAGCAGCCCCUCAGCCAGGAAGAGGGCUCAGUCUCUGGGAAGGCUGGGAGAGGUCAACGAGGGAGACACCUACCAGUACGAGGGCCUGACCCAGGACGAAGAGGAUGACGAGGAUGUGGCUCAUGACCAGUGGAGGGACAAAGCCAGGAACAUCCACAGUGAGACCAACACCCCCUAUUUAGGCAUGAAGAAGAGCAUCACUCUGCAACUUAAUGGGAUCUUACCAAAGGCCAAGUCCACCUAUGAAGUCAGCGUCAGCUCUCUGGAGGGACCCUCACAACCGGCUCAGCACCAGAACAUCCAGAUGCCAAGCCACGGCUCUUAUAUGAGCAGUGAGGUGGGCAGCCCUCAAGAGAGAGUGAUAUGGAAGAGAGAUUUCCAGCUGCCCAGGGGAAUGCCACCAAGUCAAAGACCUAUAGCGUGUUUCUACAGCCCAGCUAUGACUGUACAACCGCCACAUGGAGAUCAAGGCACAGUCACCACAGAGCUCCGGCCCAACAUACCGAUGUACAUGCACCCCCAGAACAGCCCAGGGAGGCCGUUCUCCUCCUAUGACCUGAAAGCAGAGUCGACAGUAAGGUACCACUCCGGCUUCCUGCCCACUGGCACCAGCAGUCCUCUUGUGAGUGGCAUUAGACCCCAGCGGACUGUGCGCUCUUCAGCUAGCUACACCCUGGGCCUGUCUCCUAACAUGGGACUGAGACCCAAUGGGCCGGACCCUUUCCUCAGACACUCUGGAUGCCCCAAUCCUCCUUAUCCCCGGCAGGACAGCCCAUCCCAACCUCGACCCUCCCCUACAGGCUCGCUGGCCACUAGUCCUCCAGGCACCUGUUCCCCUGCUUUCAGACCUCCACAACACCCUUCACCCAGACCACCGCCAGACCCACCAAAGGUGACCCAUGAACAGUUCAAAGCUGCCCUGCAGAUGGUGGUAGACAAGGGCGAUCCACGCUCUUACCUAGAGAACUUUGUGAAGAUUGGGGAGGGUUCGACGGGGGUGGUGUGUAUUGCUACAGAGAAGCACAGUGGCAGGCAGGUGGCAGUGAAGAUGAUGGACCUGCGGCGGCAGCAGAGGAGGGAGUUGCUUUUUAAUGAGGUGGUAAUCAUGAGGGACUAUCAGCACAGAAACGUGGUGGAAAUGUUUAAGUCCGCCCUGGUGGAGGAGGAGCUCUGGGUUAUCAUGGAGUACCUGCAGGGUGGUGCGCUAACCAACAUUGUGUCUGAGACCAGGCUGACUGAAGAGCAGAUUGCCACAGUGUGUGAAGCUGUCCUGCAAGCCCUGGCCUAUCUCCAUUCACAGGGUGUCAUCCACAGAGACAUCAAGAGUGACUCUAUACUCCUCACAUUAGACGGAAGGGUCAAGCUUUCAGACUUUGGCUUCUGUGCCCAGAUCAGUAAGGACAUCCCCAAGAGGAAAUCUCUGGUGGGAACACCCUAUUGGAUGGCCCCAGAAGUCAUUUCCAAAUCACCAUAUGGCACUGAGGUGGAUGUUUGGUCCAUGGGUAUCAUGGUGGUGGAGAUGGUGGAUGGAGAGCCCCCGUACUUCAGUGAAACUCCUGUUGCAGCUAUGAAAAGACUGAGGGAUGAAGUGGCUCCUACUGUUCGAAAUGUCAGCCAGAUCUCCCCAGUUCUAAAAGAUUUCCUGGACCGUAUGCUGACUCGGGACCCCCUAGAGCGGGCCAGUGCCACUGACCUGCUGGAGCACCCCUUCUUGCUGCAGAGUGGUUCACCUCAGUGCCUGGUCCCGCUGGUGGAGCAGUAUCGUAAGCGCAUGUCCCGCUGCUGA